Molecule: messenger RNA, 960 nt
Organism: Solea solea (common sole)
Lineage: Eukaryota; Metazoa; Chordata; Actinopteri; Pleuronectiformes; Soleidae
Product: trace amine-associated receptor 4-like
Exons: 1
Coding region: 1-960 (319 amino acids)
Biological process (GO): adenylate cyclase-activating adrenergic receptor signaling pathway
Cellular component (GO): membrane
Molecular function (GO): G protein-coupled receptor activity
Source: RefSeq, a predicted model, not a curated record
AUGGAAACUACUGACGUUAAUGCAGACCAAAUUCAGUUGAAUGGAUCAGCAAAUGUGCCUGACAUAACUGCAGUGACUACUUCCUAUCUAUUAUGUAUUGUUAGUGGCUCUUUGUCAGUUCUCAUAAUGUUUGGAAACCUACUUGUAAUAAUCUCCAUUGUUUACUUCAAACAGCUCCACACUCCUACAAACUUCCUGAUGCUCUCUCUGGCUGUGGCUGACCUGCUAGUUGGACUUUUAGUUUUGCCUUUCAGUGUCGUGCUCUUUGUGAGGUCAUACUGGUCUGGUCAAGGCUUGCUCUGCACUAUACGAGGCAGCAUAGACAUGAUACUGUGUAAUUCCUCCAUUUUGAAUCUGUGCUUCAUUUCUGUUGACAGAUAUUAUGCAGUGUGUCAUCCUCUGACUUACAGAGUUAGAAUUAAUAGCCGCGUUGUUUGGAUCAUGAUCCUGGUGUCCUGGACUGUUUCUGUUCUUAUUGGGGUUGGUCUCGGACUGUCGCCAAACCAAAACCAAAUGAGGUGUACUUUAUUUCAAAAAAAGUCACAGAGGUCAUCAGUUAUGGGAGCCAUGUUUACAUUUUUUAUUCCAGCCUUGAUAAUGUCUUCAAUCUACUUAAAGAUUUUGAUGGUGGCACAGAAACAGGCACGCAGCAUCCAGAAAACAACAAAGUCUGGUUCAACUGUCAGUAAAGUAGAGAGAAAGGCGACUAAAACUCUGGCUAUUGUGAUGGGGGUUUUUCUGAUGAGUUGGACGCCUUUCUUUCUGUGUCUCAACUUAAAUCCUGUGAGCAACUACACAAUACCACUUCAUGUACUACAAGCAUUCAAGUUACUCGGAUGGUCAAAUUCAAUGCUGAAUCCGUGUGUUUAUGCUUUCUUUUACAGCUGGUUUCGAUCAGCUUUUAGGAUGAUCGUUACAGGGAAGAUACUUAAAGAUGACAUUUCUAAUUCUAAACUCUAA